UUGUGGUGCACAGAACACAUGAUGUGAAUAUUUACCCUAGAUAUCUAUGACAUUUACCUUCUUUAUCUCUGAUAUUUACUAAAGAAAUGAAAAAUAAGGAUGCCGAAAAAUAUAAUCCAUGUUUAAAAGAAAUGGAGUUGACAUACAAAUGUUUUAAUGAUAAUGAUUUUAAUAAAUCACUUUGUGUGUUGCAGAUAGAAAAUUACAAAUCUUGUAAAGGAUUCUGGCAUUCUGUUCAGGCUCAAAGAAGGAAAAAUGGAAUAAAACCAUAUUUGCCUCCUGUUGAAGACAGAGAGAAAAUUAAAAAAGAUUAUUUUAACUCUAUUAAUAAAUAGUUUUACUUAUUUAGGUGUAUUUAAACAAAUAUAUUUUUCAACU
Molecule: messenger RNA, 378 nt
Organism: Brassicogethes aeneus
Lineage: Eukaryota; Metazoa; Arthropoda; Insecta; Coleoptera; Nitidulidae
Source: the annotation of a GenBank genome assembly